This is a messenger RNA of Cyprinus carpio (common carp), 876 nucleotides long. It is a transcript of the gene mettl27, whose product is annotated as methyltransferase like 27. The transcript has 7 exons. Gene Ontology annotation, molecular function: S-adenosylmethionine-dependent methyltransferase activity. NCBI's taxonomy places the organism in Eukaryota, Metazoa, Chordata, Actinopteri, Cypriniformes, Cyprinidae. The record is from RefSeq and is a predicted model, not a curated record. The coding region runs from base 21 to 788 and encodes 255 amino acids.
UGUAUUCUCAUAAGCGCAGCAUGUAUCUAGCUAUACUAAGCGCUACUUUCACAGUUUACACGGCAGAUGGAUGGAGCCAGACGACCACAGGAAUGGCAAACAGCAGUCGGACCUUUUCUGAUGUGAGGAAUGUGAUCCUGUCGGCCCAUAAAAACACAGGGGCCCAAGAUAAGGUUGGCUUCUAUGAUACCUGGGCUGAAAACUAUGAGCAGGAUGUAGCGCUGCUGGAUUACCGUGCUCCCUUGUUGGCAGCUGAGUGUGUGAGCUCAUUUUUCAGAGGUGACAGAGAGAAGGCCGCUGUCCUGGAUGUGGCCUGUGGAACAGGCCUGGUCUCUGCACAUCUGAAGAAAAUGGGGUUUCGUCAUUUUGUUGGAAUAGAUGGAAGUUUGAAGAUGCUGGAGUUGGCAAAGAAAACUGGACUUUAUCAGCAGCUUACGCUUUGCCUGCUCGGUCAAGAAGAAAUUCCUGUUAAAUCAGAAACAUAUGAUAUUGUUAUAAUUGUUGGAGCUCUAAGCGUUGGGCAGGUGCCUUUAACAGUCAUCAGAGAACUCUGGGAUGCUACGAAACCAGGUGGCUAUGUGUGCAUGACUACAAGAGGGAACACUGAUAACCAGGAGUACAAGGCUGAGCUGGAGCAAAUGAUCAGGGCACUUGAGGAAGAGCAGAAAUGGAGCCGUGUGACUGUAGUUGAGGUGGAGGAGUGGGAGAAGGCCGUUUCAGAACAGGAUAGCAAGUACAUUCCAGGAGCCAUUUAUUUGUAUCAGAAAGGUUUUAAAUGCAGUCCAUGAUUUUAGGACCACACAAGUGGAAACCCAAUGACCAAAUAUGCUCAAUAAUCCAUGCAGCUAAUCUAAAGAGUUUUUGUUCCCCAGAGAA